GCCAAACACAUCACAAAAGCGCUGUGCUUGAGCUGCCGCUGCAGCUGCCGUUGUUCAACACACAACCAAUUUGUGCAAAAUUACGAAUUUUUUAUUUUAAUCUUUUGUUUUUGUGAUAGUAGACAGUGUGAUAGAUUGUGUCUAGUUUGAGUGCCAUGUUGCUUUCGUUAUUGUUGUCAAUGUGCAAAGAAUAAACCAUAAGCAGUUUUGGCAGCUGCAGCACAAAUAAAAUAAAAAAUUAAAGCAUACUGCAAGCUGCAUUUUUUGAGACGGCCUUUUUAGACUUUCACAAUGACUCCAUUUGAUGAUUUUGUCUAUUUAAUUAAUCACGUGCUGCUUGGCGAGGAGCCGACCAUUGAGGAUUUCAUAUUGCUUGUGGGCACACUGGUGGCAUUUAUAGCUUUCAUACUCUGGUGCUGUUUUCCCAUACAGCCAAAGGAGCCCGGUCAACAUCGUCAGUUCACGUGCAAAAUCAUCCAGAAUCAUAUAAAGGCAUUCGAUGCUGCCACAAGCACCGAUAAUGACAACGACAAUGGCACUGCUGCAACUGCAACCAAUUGUGGCAGCAACAGUAACAGCAACAACAACAGUGGCAACAACAGCGGCAAUAAUGUUGCUGCUGCUAACGGCAACAUUGCAAAUGGCAGCAACGGCAAUAACCUGAGCAACAACAGCAACAACAGUCAAUAUAACGGUAGCUAUAGCAAAAACGGUACAGUUGCCAUGCACAAUUAUUACGUUAAGAACGGACAUCAUUGCUGCACCUAAUAAAAAGAACAGGAUUGAAGACAGACAGCCAAGGCUUCAAGCCAAAAUAAAUGAGAAAGAAAAUAGAAAAACAAUUGCAAGCUUGCAACAAGAUGAUUGCCACAAUAACAGCAGCGACAACAACAUCAAUGUCAACUGUCGCCUAAUAGCUUUGUAUAGUUAAAAUUUAAUUUAUUAUUACAUACCUUGUACUAUUUUUUUUUUUUUUAUUAUUUAAGUUGAAAUACUUUGCUUAGUUGUUUGUUCUAUGAAUGUCAUAAUAAUUGUGCCAAUUUGUUGUUCCAAGCGCUGCUAAAAGCUUAAAAAAAGCGUUGCGAACAUUUACCACACCCCACCCUACAAACUGAUCCCUCAUUUCCCUACACAACAUUUUAAUGUUAAAUGUAAUUCGCAAGCACAUUUGAAUUGUAAUUGCUCAGACUGAAUUUGUUCAUGGAACAUCCGUGACAUGAAAUGAUAAGAAAUGAAGGAACAUGUGAAGAUUGACAACAAGAAAAGAAUGAAAAAGCAUAAAGUAUGACGCAAAAAGUUUUUAAAACUUCCUUUAUUAUUAGUAUUAUAUAUAUGUAUAUGUAUUGUAUUGCAUUUUGUGGCAAAGAAAAAAGAAAGAAAGAAAAAGUAUACCAAAAUUAUACGAAUAUGUAAAGAAAUAAUAAGACGAAAAGCUUCAACAAGCAAUUAUUUAUAAGUAUUUAUGAUGAGAAAAACUAAUUGCAUAUUUAUACGCAUGUUAAUUUGACAAACAAUCGCUUACAAUCUCCCAUUUUCUUCCUCAUAUCAAAAACAAAACCGACAACAAUUAUAAAGUCGCUCACUUUUUAAAGAGAAAGAGAGAAGUGCAUUCGAUUAUUCAUACAUU
This is a messenger RNA of Drosophila innubila, 1627 nucleotides long. RefSeq lists its product as uncharacterized. The coding region runs from base 292 to 768 and encodes 158 amino acids. The transcript has 3 exons. NCBI's taxonomy places the organism in Eukaryota, Metazoa, Arthropoda, Insecta, Diptera, Drosophilidae. The record is from RefSeq and is a predicted model, not a curated record.